AUGUCGACAGUUAACGCGUCAACAGGAUACACACCAUUUCACCUACAUCUUGGAAGAACGCCACGCAUGCUACCGCCACUAACGCCGGAGGGGGUACGAGCGACACGAGAAGAUUUCCCAGCUGACAUCGCAAACGCGCUCGACGCGAUCGUAUCACUAAAGACCGAUAUCGCAGACGCCCAUGACGCCUUGGUAGCUUCAAGGAUCGCACAAGCGAACACCGCCAAUACCCACAGAUCAGAGGAACCUGUGUUCAAAAUCAGUGACUUCGCAUACCUCUCGACUGCACACAGACGGAGGGAGUACCUCAACGGAAGCAACAAACGUGUAGCCAAA
Molecule: messenger RNA, 336 nt
Organism: Suillus plorans
Lineage: Eukaryota; Fungi; Basidiomycota; Agaricomycetes; Boletales; Suillaceae
Exons: 1
Source: RefSeq, a predicted model, not a curated record